AUUGCUGUUUUUUUUUUUAUGUAUCUGCAAUGUAAUGCAAUUUAUUGAUUGUAUCUGAAUACCUGUAAAAUUGGAAGCUUAUUUUUGGAACCGGAACUUCGUACUUUUAUUUUGAAAACACUGUCGUUUAACUUCCGGUUGUCUUCCACAGGUUUGUGAUGCUAGCCGUUUCAUGCUAGGAAGGGACGUGUGCGCUUCUUUCUACUCAUAACCGCCUCAUUUGAACUUUCUCAAUGCGACAGACAUGUAGGUCGUCUGUCGUCUAAACACCGCCUGGGUUUGUUUUUGUCGGCUCAAUUGUGUCUCAAAAACCACCAGGCAUCACAUCAUUGUAACGUAAGCUACGUAACGGUUCGCGACGUCACACAACCAGCACAGGACCAGUCCCCACUAACUUAACAGUACGACGACGCUGCGAGACCAAAAGAAAUGCCAUCGAGAAAUCAUCUUGACAAAGUCGGUAGGAAGAAGAAGAAGAAAUGGACCGAGGAGGCCAUGGAACGUGCACUGAUCGAGGUGAAGUCAGGAAGGUGUACAGUGAGACAGGCUGCCAAAGAGUUUGGAGUCCCUAAAUCUUCACUGGGGGACAGAGUCAGUGGACGGGUGACACCAGGGAGUCGCAGCGGGCCAGCUCAACUUAUAACAUCUGCAGACGAGGAGCUGUUGGUGGAGUUCUCUAUAUACAUGUCCAAGCAUGGUUUCCCACUGACGAAGCAACAGCUGGUGUCCUUUGCCUCAUCCAUUUAUAAGCGGCAGCAUCGGAGGGUGGCAUUUUCUAAACUAGGCCAGACCUGGUGGCUCAAUUUCAGAAAACGCCAAGAAAAGAAUAUCACCAUUCAGCCAGCAGACAAUGCUGUCCGUGGAAGGACAACAUGUGUGAGAAAAGAAGCAGUGGAUCAGUUUUUACAUUUACUGAGUACGGUCAUGGACGCUCGAGGGCUCAGAGACAAGCCUCAUCAAAUCUUCAACUGCAAUGAGACAGGAUUUCAGCUGGGCAGGAAGAGAGUGAUUCUCCCCAAAUCUGCCAGUCUGGGCCACAAAGCAACGCCAGGAUCGAGGGACCACAUCUCCGUCCUGGCUUGCUUUAGCGCAGCUGGAGAGGAAAUUCACCCAUUUAUUAUCUACUCAAAGGCAUACCCAGGGGGAGUAUGUUACAAGACUCAAGGGCCUCCAAAUGCCCUCUAUGGAUGGUCAGACUCUGGUUAUAUCAACUCAGACCUUUUCAAGAAAUGGUUCCUCAAGCACUUCCUCCUUCACGCACCAAAGGAGCGUCCGCUGCUCCUGAUUUUCGAUGGUCACAAGUCUCCCAUAAACCUUGAGGUGGUGGAAACAGCUCGUAACGAGGACGUCAUCCUUCUGUGCCUUCCACCGCAUUGCUCUCACAUCCUGCAGCCACUCGACGCGGGUCUCUUUGUCCUCCUGAAGCAGCGGUUUGCAGCCCUCAUAGGUGAUGGUUGUGCUACUGAUACUCACUUUGCAGUUAGCAAGAAGGAGUUCUCAGGUGUAUUUAAAGGGACGUAUCAGGUAGCAAAGGAAGAGGAGGGUGUCAGUAUUGUGAAGGAAGGCUAUAGGAAAUGUGGCAUCUACCCGCUGAACCACUUUGCCAUCAACGAGGGUCAUUUAAUGCCAUUGCACAGCAUGUGCCCAGCAACUGGACCCUCCUUGUCCGCAUCGGCACAGGGAGUGCACAAUGAAGGAGACCUCACAGCAGCUGGAUCCUCCUUGUCCGCAUCGGCACAGGAAGUGCACAAUGAAGGAGACCUCACAGCUGCUGGAUCCUCCUCAUGACUCACGUGUACCUUUGAGGAAGGAGAGGGGCUGCAUAAUUUAACAAAACCUGUGUAGUUCUGUCAUUGGAAACACUGACUGGGGGUACACUCCAGAUUGAGGAUCGCGCACCAUGGGGGUCCCCAAGAUAAAUCUAAAGGAGUUAAACGUUUUCUCAUGGAAUGAGAAAGACACAAUUAGGUUUUAUUGUAUUUAAGAUCAAGGCCGUUUCUUCACGAGCCAAAAGAACUACUGCUGUACAACCAAUUAACGUAAGCUUUGUCAUUUUGUCUCGUCAUUGAUGGCCAGCCAGUUAGUCAAGCUUACUAAUAUUAAGCAGUAUGAAUACAUACAGUAAGUUAUGCUUCUAUUUUAGUGGAGUAUGCAGUGUAUUAGUCAGCGUGGUGAGUGCUGUGAGCUAGAUGGCUGACUGUUCUGAUCGAGGGGGUUUAAUUGCUUAAUGUGUAUUCAGCUAACAUAUUAAAGCAUGAGAACAUUCAUCUCAUUGUUCUUAACGUCUUAAAAGAACAGAUUUAAAUCUUUAAAAUCUGUCAAAUGUUAUCUUGUUUGAGACGUAUUUACAGGAAGUAGGCCAUUGUGGAAGCUUAAUAAGCUGUUGAGAUCUGGCAAUAUUGAUUAUUGUCCAGUAUCCAUGCGGAAAAAAGAUGUCCCCAUAAAAACGUGUUCCGAAGUGAUUUCCUCCUUCUGAUGUUCACGCUUGCUGCGAAACGGACAAAUACUGAUAGAAGGGAAUCGUGUCUUACGCAAUUCAUUUGUGAAUCAUAUUCUUUGAGUAUUCUGAAUGUACUUGGCCCAUUAAGUAGUUAUUUAAGUAAUGUACUGUCUAAUUAACGAACUAUUGAGGAAAGGUGGGCCCUUUUUUAUUUUGAGGAGGGGUGUCUCAGGUAAACUCAGGGAGAAAAUAAAUGUUUUUAAAAUUAUUUUUGCAUCACAAAUCUGUCCAUAAGCUUAACAGGUUACUAAAGGGGGGUUUUAGAUGUAAUCAUCGUCCUUGUGUCCAUGUUCUCCUAACCAUUAAACCUCUGUGUGUG
Messenger RNA from Cyclopterus lumpus (lumpfish), 2819 nucleotides. RefSeq names its product tigger transposable element-derived protein 6-like. The record is from RefSeq and is a predicted model, not a curated record. Gene Ontology annotation, molecular function: DNA binding. Gene Ontology annotation, cellular component: nucleus. The transcript has 2 exons. NCBI's taxonomy places the organism in Eukaryota, Metazoa, Chordata, Actinopteri, Perciformes, Cyclopteridae. Bases 430 to 1788 code for a protein of 452 amino acids.